UGUAGCUGUAAAUAAUUCCCCAAAAUCAAUAGUUCAUUAAGUGUUCGACAUUGGAUGCUGACCACGUUGUUUAAGUGGACUUGUUUAGCUGAAGGCUUUCGGUCAUGCAUCCGCACCAGAUCACGUUUCGACUCGGCGUGGGACACAGCUCCUACGUUCAUUAGCCAGCUUAUAGUAAAGGUUCCUCGAUAUAUUGGUAACGUAUCAAAUAUAUCUUUCCUACCUCUCCUCGUCUGACUUCUGGUUUCUAUUCGACUAGGUGCUACUAGACAUAUGUGGUCUUUUAUACGUAUGACAGUUAUAAAAAAUAAUUAAAUCGGUAAAAUCUUCAAGGAUUACUCUUUUUUAUGUUGUUUUAAUUUGUCAUUUUGACAAAAUUUAUUACGAUCCAAUAAACGUGGGUAAAUGAUUCACAGUAUCUAAGAUAUAAGUUAAUGGGUUGAAAUACCCUUAACAAGAUGGAAAGUCACCACAAAGUUCCUUUGUUUUGGACAUGCUUCACAUUUACUACAUUUGGCUUCACAUGCGGUUUUGUCUCAAUGGUUAUGCCCUACUGGUAUGCCAGAUAUCCUCAGUCUCAAAAUCGCUUUGUAAGAUUGGGGCUAUGGGAGGUGUGUUUCGAAGGCUAUAUGGCAAAGAAACCGGGAAAUUACAUGUAUUUUGGAUGUUUCUAUCUAUUUGAUAAGAAGAUUUCAACUCUAUGGCCGACCAUAUUCAGAGAUUGGUUUAUUGCUUGCCAAGCGUUUUUUACAUGCAGUUUUGCAUCCCAUGUAUUGGCAGAAAGUGUUAUUCUGACUCAAGUUCUCGGUUUGGUUUCAAUUUUUGGGUCACGUGCAGUCCUGUGUAUAAUGGUUACCCUAUCAGUUAACUGUUUUUCAACUUUAGUUAGUUUGAUAACAAUGGGUGUAGGAAUAGAUACUGAACAGAAAAUUGAAAAGGCUGCGAAACAUUCUUGGUUGGAAGAUCUUGGUCAAAACUCAUUAUCUUGGUCAUAUGGUAUAGCUGCAAUAUCCCUAUUAUCAAGCUGCAUUACAGUUAUAAUUUUAGGAUGGUUUGUUUACCCUAAAAAAUCUCCAUGUGGGCUAUUAAUUAAUUCAGCAUGGAAUUGGCCAACAUUGAAUGAUUUGCAAUGUCGUUAUCACAUGCAUGAUAUGCAUGUUCCAAAAAUCUUUUCAUCUUCAAAUCCUCAGUCAUCAUGUCAUAAUAUCACUACUAUGUCAGUUGAUUAUCCGCAUUCAUUGCACUCUCGUACAUUGAUUCAAUCUAGGCAGAUUGCUGGUGACCAGUUGUCCAAUGAACUGAAUAAUAGAAUACUUUGUAAACCAACAUUAUUUCAGAAGUUGGGUACUCAACCAGAAACGUUAUCGAUGAUAACGACGCAAGACCAAAAUUCUAUAUUGUCUGAUAAUUGUGGCAAACUGAGUAGUUAUGAUCCACGUUCAGCGGAUACAGUAUCACUUUUAUCCUAUGAACAACCUCCAUUGAAUUUGUUAUAUAAUCCACAAACUAUAAACAUGAACCAGUUCAAUUCAAUAAUGUAUCCAAAAGAGAAUAAUUUCUCUAAAAAUGAUUAUUCUUCUUCUACUGAUCGAAAAACAAAAUUAAUUCAAUCUAAUUUAUUGUCUACACUUCAUAAAUUCUCUGCGCCAUUUUUGAAAGAAUCUACAACUGAACGACAACCACAAUGUAUUACAAAUUCUGAGUCUCAUUCUCAUUUAAAAUCGAUUCAUUCAAAUAAAUCGUCAAAUCUCCAACAACCUUCAUCUAGUAAUCUAGAUACUUCAAUAUGGACAGAAAAUUCCAUUAUUCAAGCUGCUCGUCCAAUGAAAAGAACUAAGCAAAAAAUAAAAACAGAUAAGUUUAUGAAGAAACUUAUCCCAUCUGAAAAUUUAUUCAAAUUUUCGUCAUCAUUUCCCAACACUGUUCAUAAAUUUUUCAGUAAAAAAAGAAAGUGAAAACUGAAAAUUACAAAUAAAAGGGAAUCAUUUGUCCCUCUCUCCGGGAAUAUUAAUGUUUUUCACCAUACAUUGAAUGUAUAUGUUUCUAUUGAAGAUACUAUUAUUAGCUUGGUUGUUUCUAUUCGCUAAUGAUGAUCUUUACUACUAUCAGUAUAAUCAUUGAUAAAUGAAUUUUGUCUAAUGUUCUGUUCAUAGAUUUGAAACAGUGAAUUAGUUUUGUAAUCCAAUUUUGGUUUCUUUCUUUCGUAAUAGCUUGUUUUCUUCCAUCUGUUUCAUUUAAAUUUGGAUUGAGUUAAAUAGCUUUACAGUUUUGUUUACAGAUUUUGUGUUAAUAUUAGUUUUACAAUGUGUAGGUACACUUUUUUUUACAUUUAGAAAGUAUCAAUAGAUAACUUUAGGAACAGUUUCGUAGCUAGUUGGUACUCAACAGAAGUUUUAUCACUCAGCUAUAUUCCCCAUGCUAUCUGAUCAACAUACUUAAUGACGUUUCAACAGAUUAUUCAUGGAAUUAAUUUGAUGCCAGAAGAACUUAUCAAUCAGUAAUAAUUAGAACUAACAGUUUGAUAAGCUUCAUUCCGGGUAUAUUGAUUAACAUCAACUGGCUUUAUAAGAUUCAUUUAUGUCCAGAAUGUUAACUACUGAUGGUGUAAAAAAAUCACUAAGACUUGAGAAUUAUGUAGACUAUAAAUUAAAUUUUAUCUUCAGUGUUAAAAUUUCUCCAGUUACAAAUUCAAACAAUUUUCUCUGUUGAUAGGGGUACCAGAUAUAUAUGCGCCACACAA
Molecule: messenger RNA, 2740 nt
Organism: Schistosoma rodhaini
Lineage: Eukaryota; Metazoa; Platyhelminthes; Trematoda; Strigeidida; Schistosomatidae
Source: the annotation of a GenBank genome assembly